AUGGAAGGUGUAUCACCAUUUGAUUAUCUUUCAUUUAUUUCAACAAUUAGUAUUUGUUUAACAUUUUCUAUUGUUUAUGUUCUUGGUUUAUAUAUAUUAUCUCCAUCAUCACGUCGAUAUGAACGUAAUCAUCCGAAUGUAAUUAGAAGAAGAUUUAUCUCAGUAUUUAUUGUUUGUUCAUUAAUUUAUUUGUUUUUAAAACAUACAUGUAAUCCAAAUAUCAAUAUAAAUGCAUGGUUAGGUUUUCGUACAAAUAUUUCAUCAAUAUGGAAAUUAUUCUGCUAUCCAAUUUUAUUAACAUUAAUGUUAUAUCUUGGACCAAUUAUACAAUGGGUAGAUUUAUUUGAUUGGAGAUAUUAUAAAUAUAAUUGGAAAUAUCAUUUCCUAUGUCGUAAUCAAAAUGAACGACUUAUUUUUAUUCGAAAUUAUCUUGUAGCACCAUUUACAGAAGAAUUUGUCUUUCGUUCAUCAAUCUUAUGUUUACUGUAUUCACAUGUAUCCUUAUUUUCUGCCAUAUUUCUUUCGCCAUUAUUCUUUGGUCUUGCUCAUUUCCAUCAUAUGGUUGAACAUUUCAAACAGAACCAUCAUGAAAAACACAAUCGAUUAUCAGCAAUGACUAUAAUACUUAUUCAUCUUUUUCAAUUUUCUUAUACAUAUAUAUUUGGUGUUUAUUCAUCAUUUCUAUUCAUUCGUACAGGUCAUUUUGUACCAUCAUUUAUUAUACAUACAUUAUGUAAUGGACUUGGUAUACCUGAUGUGAUGAAUUUAAUUGAUAUGCAGGAUGGACAAGCUUAUAGAAAAUUUUUUUAUAUGGUAUGUUAUGUCAUUGGUUUAUGGUUAUUUUCAAUGAAUUUAUAUUUUCUUACUCAAUCAAAUUUGUAUUAUUCAAAUGAUAGUAGUAUUGCUAUCUAUCGACAUUGGUCUCAUUAG
Adineta steineri is the source of this 930-nucleotide messenger RNA. NCBI's taxonomy places the organism in Eukaryota, Metazoa, Rotifera, Eurotatoria, Adinetida, Adinetidae. The record is from the annotation of a GenBank genome assembly.